AAAAAAUCCCAGGUGUGGAGUUUGUCCAUGCUGUUGCAGACAUGACCAUGGCAGACUUCCUCUCCCCCAUUGAAGACGUUCCCUCCAUCGUUCAAUCAUUCUUUUUGCUAGACAAAGUUAUCAACCACGAUGGGCAUACCUUGCCUUUGCUGGCCGUGUAGGUGACAGAGUUACUGGAUGGAAUUUUCAUCGCUUGCUCUUUCAACCAUGCCGUCGGUGAUGGCACCUCUUAUUGGCAUUUCUUCAAUCAAUGGGCGGAGAUAUGCAGGAAUGUCAAAGCCGGAAAGCAUGAUGAUCACAUCUCUCGCCCACCAGUCCUCAAACGCUGGUUCCUCGAUGGUCACGGCCCCAAAAUCAACUUACCUUUCUCUGACCGUGAUGGGUUCGUUGACAAGUACCAGAUGCCACCCGUGGAUCUCAGGGAGAGGUUCUUCCAUUUCUCAUCACAAUCCGUUGCGAAUCUCAAAGCCAAGGCAAACGCCGAGUACAACACCACCGCCAUAUCCUCCUUCCAGGCCUUGUCUGCACUUGUCUGGAGAUCUGUGACACGGGCACGCCGUCAUCUACUCAGCCAUCAGAAAACGACUUGCAGGUUAGCCAUCAAUAAUAGAUUAAGACUGAACCCACCAUUAUCCCCAAACUAUUUUGGAAAUCUUAUUCAGGCUGUGUAUGCAAGUGCCACCGUUGGAGAACUUCUCAGGCAUGGAAUUGGGUGGGCAGCAUGGCUAUUGCACGAGGCUGUGAUUGACCACAGUGACAGUAAGGUGCGUGGAGAGCUGGAGAUGUGGAUGAAGAAUCCUUACCAGUUUGGCAAUUUCUUCGAUCCUUGUAGCGUCAUGAUGGGUAGCUCACCCAGAUUCAAUAUGUAUGGGUGUGACUUUGGAUGGGGAAAGGCAGAGGCUGUUCGAAGUGGGUCUGCAAACAAGUUCGAUGGAAAAUUAUCUUCAUACUCAGGGCGCCAAGAAGAAGGAAGUGUGAACUGA
Telopea speciosissima is the source of this 983-nucleotide messenger RNA. Its product is annotated as protein ENHANCED PSEUDOMONAS SUSCEPTIBILITY 1-like. NCBI's taxonomy places the organism in Eukaryota, Viridiplantae, Streptophyta, Magnoliopsida, Proteales, Proteaceae. The record is from RefSeq and is a predicted model, not a curated record. The transcript has a single exon. The coding region runs from base 402 to 983 and encodes 193 amino acids.